This is a messenger RNA of Geodia barretti, 1156 nucleotides long. The record is from the annotation of a GenBank genome assembly. Lineage: Eukaryota; Metazoa; Porifera; Demospongiae; Tetractinellida; Geodiidae.
AUGAGCGAUGAAUUCGCUGGCAGCGGUCAAGACCUUCAAUCCUUCUGGCAAGUCAAAGAUGGCGAUAAAAGCCCGUGGGAACUGAAAGGUGGUAUGCUCUCUGCUGAGGCUGGCUAUAACCAGAAUGUAUGGACUGACGAUACAAGCACACGGUUCUUUCAGGUAACCGACCAGCAAGAAUUCGACAUUGAAACGUCAAUGGUUGUUGACUACGGUGACGCUUCUACGGUUGCCGGUCUUAUCGUUUAUUCAGCUACAACAAAGGAUCACCAGGACCGUGAUGGUCAGUGGGUGACGCUGAAGUUGUGGGGUCGUGGUGCUGCGCAAGGCAACAAUGCGGUGCUCCAAUACCAACGUCGUCAAAAUGAUGAUGCCGCUUUGGGAUAUGUCGGCACACAAGCGGAUUACAACCCAGCACAAGGUGUUAUCCCCAUUGAACUGCGCCUUAAGCGCGAAGGCGACGAGUAUGAAGCAUGGUUUAAGCCAAAUGCGGAAGGCGAUUGGGUUUCCGUCGGUCGAGUCACAAACGAACUCCAAGAUCCGGUUGAAGUCGGCAUCUACGUUGGUGUUGCCGAUGCCGAAGGCACGGGCCAAAUGACGGUCACGUUUGACUACUUCCGGGAAGCAUCAAGCCCCGCAACCCCAGUUGAUCCGCGCGAUCGACUUGCAGUCACAUGGGGUAUCGCUGCCUAUUCGCCAACAACGAAGGACCGUCAAGGUCGCGAGGGUGAAUGGGUAACGAUUAAACUUUGGGGACGCGGACCCGCAAACGGAAAUAAUGCCGUUAUCCAGUACCAAAAACGGCAGUUUGAUGGUGGCGAAGGACUGGCCGGCACCGUUCCCAAUUUCCAAGACCCAGCGGGUGAAAUGGAUAUUUACAUGCGACUCCGCCGUGAGGAUAACACCUUCACAGCGUGGUGGAAACGGAAAGCGAACGAUCCAUGGAUUGACAUCGGCGAAACCGAACAGGAGUUUGAUGAACCGCUUGAGGUAGGCAUUUACGCCGGUAUCUGUGAUAGUAAAGGCAAACAGAUUGCACAGUAUGAGUACUUUGAAGACCUUCUCGUGCCAUUUGAUGUUUCGCCUCGUGCCAAAUUGCCAAUCGCUUGGGGCGACCUAAAACGAAGGCAUAGCGUGCCGGGGUCUCGCUAAUUAU